UGUCAUCAGGCUUGGAUAUUGAGGAAGGAUCCACUGCUCUGCUCCUGCUACUGCUGCCUCUUCUGCUCUCGCUCUUUUAUAUAUAUAUGUGUGUGUGUGUGUGUGUGUGUGCAUGUGAGCGUGUGGAAGCCUAAUGAAAUGAAAUACCAGGAUUGGGCUACCUCCGGGGAGACUCUCUCCAUCCUAUAAUGUGAGCCAGCCAGCAGCGUUGUAGGAUCAGGUAGAAGCUGCAUCUAUCAAGCGACGGGGCCUCUAGAGGACCAGGCGUGAUCUGACGGGAGGGGAGAUAUUUUUUAAAUUAUUCCUUUCUUGCUGUGGAGAGACGGGAUUGUCGUCAUCCCCCCCUUUCCACCCUUUUUUCUCUGUGCUGCCCCCUCCUUCCUCCUCUGCCUCCACUCUCAUUUUUUCUCUCCUAUUCUUCUAAAGACGCUCUUUGGAAUAUCAAACCUCCAUGUAUGACAAUUUGUACCUGCAUGGAUUUGAAGACUCGGAGGCGGGCUCAGCUGAUUCGUAUACAAGCAGACCAUCAGACUCAGAUGUCUCUCUGGAGGAGGAGCGGGAGGUGCAGGCUCAGGUCCAGAGCCAGAGCCCAAGCCAGAGUCAAGGACCAGGGCAGAGCCGUCAGGAAAGGGAGCAGCAGGCUGCCAUUCAACUGGAGAGAGCCAAGACGAAGCCUGUGGCGUUUGCUGUAAGGACCAAUGUCAGUUAUUGUGGCGCACUGGAUGAGGAUGUUCCAGUACCAGCCACAGCCAUCUCCUUUGAUGCAAAGGAUUUCCUUCACAUAAAAGAGAAAUUCAACAAUGACUGGUGGAUCGGUCGGUUAGUGAAAGAGGGCUGUGAGAUCGGCUUCAUCCCCAGCCCUCUGAAGCUCGAGAACAUCCGGCUCCAGCAGGAGCAAAAGAGGGGACGAGUCCAAGGUAAGUCUGGAGGGAACUCAUCUUCCAGUGUAGAGGAUGAGGUCUCUGCCUCUAUCCGACCUCUCAUAUCCUCCGCAGGAAAGCAGAAACAGAAAGUGACGGAGCACAUCCCCCCGUAUGACGUGGUUCCCUCCAUGAGGCCCGUAGUGUUGGUGGGACCCUCGCUCAAGGGUUAUGAGGUUACUGAUAUGAUGCAGAAAGCACUGUUUGACUUCCUUAAGCACAGAUUUGAUGGCAGGAUAACUAUCACACGUGUGACAGCAGAUAUAUCCUUAGCCAAGCGCUCUGUUCUCAACAACCCCAGUAAGAGGGCCAUCAUUGAAAGAUCCAACACUCGCUCAAGCCUCGCUGAGGUGCAGAGUGAGAUCGAGAGGAUCUUUGAGCUGGCUCGCUCCCUGCAGCUGGUGGUGCUGGACGCCGACACCAUCAACCACCCGGCUCAGCUCCUCAAGACCUCCCUGGCCCCCAUCAUCGUUCAUGUUAAGGUCUCCUCACCAAAGGUCCUGCAGAGGUUAGUCAAGUCCAGAGGGAAGUCCCAGAGUAAACACCUGAAUGUCCAGCUAGUGGCGGCAGACAAACUGGCCCAGUGUCCACCAGAAAUGUUUGACGUCAUCCUGGAUGAGAACCAGCUGGAGGACGCCUGUGAGCAUCUCGCUGAAUACCUCGAGGCCUACUGGAAAGCAACCCAUACCUCAAUGGCGACCCCCCUGAACCCCCUGUUGGGACGCAACUUGGGCCCCACCACUCUUACCCCCUACCCCACCAGCAUCUCUGGACUGCAGAGCCAAAGAAUGCGACAGAGCAACCACACAGGAGACCACUCUACCCCCAACGAACGACGCAACCUGAUGACAUCGGAUGAAAAUUACCACAAUGAGCGGGCGCACAAGGGACGCAACCGCAUGUCGUCUGGCUCACAGCAGAGCCGAGAGCAGCAGGACCCCUACCAGGACUACCAGGACCCCUAUCAGGAUGCAUACAAACCACAUCGCAAUCGCAGUUCGCCAGGCAGCUACAGCCAUGACUCCCGGCACCGGCUCUGAACCCACUUCCAUCAACACCGGGAACCAGACGGCCCAGAGUCCACCCAAAAUAAACGCUGCAACAGAGCCAAGACAGUCCCAAAUUGUACCUGUUUUUAUUAAGGGGUCGCACAAAUUACUUUCAUUUAACCGGCUGUAUUUUUCCUUCAAGAUCAAAGUCACAUUUGUUUUGAUUCAAACUGCCAAAGCAACCCCGUCAAUCAACAGUAUCAGUAGUCAGGAGGUUCAGUAUACCAACAAUAACUCUACCAAUUCCUUUUCUUUCUAUUCCUGGGACAUUUUGGGAUUGUCCCAACUGGAAGCUCAGCAGACGUGCAGCGCACAUUGUGCUUGCUGCCUCUGUCGGUACGCUCCUUUAUAGAUAGUGGUCAGAUGCUGAUGGUGUUUGGGCUUCUAAGUGCCUGGAAUAUCGCACCAGGUAGGAGGGAGGUCCACCGUGCACAGACUACUGCAGGCUGCUGACCCCUAUCCUAGGCCAUGUAUAAAUCCACUCAUUAGCAUUAGCUUAUUGCAUGCUGAUAGAUGAUCAACCUCUGCAUCCACUUCAUUGGUAUUUCUUACCUAGCAUUCUGGAUUCUCCCAAGAUGGAGCAUAGAUGGGGUGGGAGGUCCGUUUUUCUAUAUCGCCUGAUUGUGGAUAGGUGGUAGGUGCCAGGUUGGUGCGGAUGAUAUCUGGCUGCUAGUUUUAAAAACUGGUGCUUCACAUUCCCAGACUAUUUUGCUAUUUGAAAGUCACUUUGAGCAAGGCCAGCUUUUCUGUAGCAUAGCUUUAGGAUUUCAUUUUGGUGAAGACCCUCACUAUCGUGAGCAGAACAGACUGCGAUGGUGCUGGGAUCAGAUCUCACCGGGACUGUGGGGGAGGGCAAUAAUGCUACUGUUUUAAACAGCUAGCUAGAGAAGGCGACGGCUGCAACAGUCUGCCAGAUGUAGUGUAAUGCAAUAGCAAGAUGCUAGUUGACAUGCAUUCAGUAUUGUUGGGAUCAGGACCAGCAUAAAAGCUAAUGCUGUGAGGACCAUUCGAGCAGUUUGGUACAGUAUGUUCUGGCUGAUGCUUUUGCUCCAGAACUUCUUUAUUUAGUUUGAUAGACCUGCUGCUGAAGCUGCAAGUUGUUUUCUGUUCAUUAGUAACAAGGUCAAGGUAAUGUAGAGGUAAAACACACAUGGAGUUGUUGACACAGUUAUUAGUAAGUGACGCGAUUGGUUAACUGCUACUAAAGUUCCUUCCGUUGGUUUCAAAAGCGUGACAUGGCAGGGUCGGUUGCAUCAUGUUAAUUCCCUGUGUAGCUGGCAUGUUGUCCUGACUGCAGAGCAUGUUCACUCCAAACGUAAAAUAGAUUCAAGUUGAUGUUUGUAGAAAAUAGGGCACCGUUCUCAAAAAAAAGACAAAAGAAAAGACGAGAAGGCCCAAAAUACUUAUAAGUGAUAUCUCUGGAAAACUGAGAUUUGUAACUAAAUACACUGAAAUAGCACAGAAAACUAUGUAAACCAAUAAACUAUUGGUUUAUGUCAUUAAGAACGUUUUGGUGCAUUGCAUGACUCAUAUGAAGGGACGCCAUAAAGAUAGUUUCUAAUAAUCCAGAGUUAUGUUACGUUAGAAGCAACUGUCUAACAGUAUUUUACUGUAGCACCAAAAGCUCAUUUGAUAACGGGGGAAUGGUUUAUUUAAUGAACAUGGUGCUCAGUGUGGAAGCAAAGAGCUGCUGUGGUUACUACUAUUUCGAAGCGGUGGUACCAUAGUGUACUGUACAAAUCCUAUUCUUUUAAGAUAUUACAUUGUGAUUAUGAAUUAAUUGUCUUAUUGUUUCGAGAUAAAAAGUCUAAUUUUAUUCCUAAGACUGACUUCAAAUUGAUAAUAAAUUUCACUAAAUACAAAAAUGACCCCACUGCUUUGCUUUGCUGCAAUUGAAGGAUGAGGUUAAGGACCAUUAGAACCAAACUCUCAAAACUGGUCCUAAGGUAACAGAUGUUGCUGUAAUGACUCUUACAACAUGUGGUUCUCUCAUACACGUAUUUCAUUGGCAGCGUGUCAAGUGUCUAAACAAGGCCUUCAUGCCACAGAAAUCAAAAAAUGACAGGUACAGACAUGAAACUUUCUGCAAAUUUCUGUAUGACAGGAUAUAAAGACAUUAAGGUUAUCUGACACUUAUUUCAAUGAUAUCGUUUGUUUGGACCAACCUGGUGUAUAAAUAAAUCAAACUUAUUGAGAAAUUGAUCAUUUAACACUAAGGGACGAAUAGAUUAUAUUUAUUGACGAAUCUAAGACACUGUGCACAAGAUGUAAAAGUAGACAGACACACGCUGCCAUUUAAUACAUUUGAGGACUAUAAAUCACUGACCUCCUUUUCUGGUGUACAGUACUCUUUAAAUAUGGGUAUGAACAGUUUUCUUCAGCACGUUUAGACGCACAUUAAAGCUGCUCUUAACUCUCAGACCCUUUCCCUUUCAGGUGUGAUGUACAGUAGUAACCGAUGCAGCACCAGAUUGGUUCGGUGCUCACCAGCAGUGAAGGAACCUCACCAAAUAAACAGUGACUAAAUAGGUUGAGUUACUAUGUCUUUUUUUAUCCAAGAUCUAUAAAAAGAGUUACUAAAUUGGUUAUGCCCUCAAUACUUUGAAACAGUCCAACAUAAAUGCAGAUUGGAUUUAUUAGAAUACCUGAGGAGUGCUUCUUACUAACCAGUAUUGUAGCAUUGUUUGUAUUUUAAUCAUACUGUAUGAAAGUGCAUCAAAUUUCUGCCCUGUGGUGUUUAAUUUUACAUUGGCCUGUCCAACAUUUCAAACUUGACCUGGCAUCAGAUACUUCUGUUCACUUUGUGUAGAUCUGGAUAAAAGGGAAAAAGUUAUUUUCAAGAACUUGUAUAGCACAAAGAAGUAAGCAAAAAAUGGAAACGCAGGCGGUUUAACAGGAACUGGUUCCUAUAAUGUGAAUCUGGUACAAGGGCACAGGUUAUUUCAUUAAUUCCUUUGUCCACAUGUUCUGUUUAUCUCUUUGUUAUGCACAGUUUGUUAAUAGACUAAAACUAAGGCUGCAAUUAUGAAUAAAUAAAGUGUGUAUUGCUACUGUUUACAAGCACGCUUUUAUGUCUCAUGCCCCAUAGCAUCAAAAUCUCAUUGGUUGAUUGAACAGGGAGCCAUUUUCCAUUUGAAAUCAAACCAACCAAUGUUGAGCUGGGCUGCUUGAGACAAUCACAAGGGAUUUCCAGACCAUAAGAAUUAAGUGAGAAGAGCAAGUCACUCACACACAACUCAAAACUUUAAGUUAGCAUUCAGCUGUUGCCAAACCUUUAUCCCAAAAAAUGAAAUUCAUGUCUUUUUUGAUUUCUCAUGGACUAAAUCUCAAGGUUACCACAAAAUACAGAACUUAUCAGGAGGAUUUUGUUUGUUAAAAUGUAGAACAGGAGAAAAAAACAGACUCAAAAAAAGAACAAACAUUUAUUCCAGUAAAAACGUAAUAGAUGAAUAUUUGCUGGCAAUUAUUUUUAUAACAAAUAAAUGUACAUAAUGUCUUUGAAAGAUGCUAUUUGCUGUAUACAUGCUGAAAUGAGUCAACGACUACCCACGUGGGACACCUGGGACAACUGCGAGGUCCAGUAUACAAAGUUUCAGUCAUGUGCAAUAGAAAACGGCAUGCUGUUUUAAAAUGAGGAACUUCAUGUACUGUACUAUGCAACCGCAAACUGUGUACAUCGCUUCAUGCUGUGGCUUCUCCCACCACCUUUUCCAAGCAGCUUCAUCUGGACUUUUAAGGGAUUUUUUUGUGUGUUUUUAUUUUCCUGUGGAAGAUGAAACCCUAAGCGGCUAAUGCGGUAUUGCAUGCAUAAUAUACCAUUCUAAUUUAUAAAAAAGAAUUUGAAGAAAAUACAUACGAUUGGAGGGGACUGCGUCUAAGGCGAAAGCUACAAGUGACUCAAACAGUUUUUUCCAAAAUAAAAGAGUCCUUCUGAAA
Molecule: messenger RNA, 5905 nt
Organism: Betta splendens (Siamese fighting fish)
Lineage: Eukaryota; Metazoa; Chordata; Actinopteri; Anabantiformes; Osphronemidae
Product: voltage-dependent L-type calcium channel subunit beta-4-like
Exons: 13
Coding region: 452-1960 (502 amino acids)
Biological process (GO): chemical synaptic transmission; neuromuscular junction development; calcium ion transmembrane transport
Cellular component (GO): voltage-gated calcium channel complex
Molecular function (GO): protein binding; high voltage-gated calcium channel activity
Source: RefSeq, a predicted model, not a curated record